Messenger RNA from Homalodisca vitripennis (glassy-winged sharpshooter), 712 nucleotides. It is a transcript of the gene ATPsyndelta, whose product is annotated as ATP synthase subunit delta, mitochondrial. The record is from RefSeq and is a predicted model, not a curated record. Gene Ontology annotation, biological process: proton motive force-driven ATP synthesis. Gene Ontology annotation, molecular function: proton-transporting ATP synthase activity, rotational mechanism. The coding region runs from base 157 to 645 and encodes 162 amino acids. NCBI's taxonomy places the organism in Eukaryota, Metazoa, Arthropoda, Insecta, Hemiptera, Cicadellidae. The transcript is spliced from 4 exons.
GACGAACUGAAAAUUAUUGUAUUAUAUAGUAUGUAAUCUAUUUUCUUAAAAAUUGUUCAUCUUACAAACAUUUAAUGUUGGCAGCAUUUCUCAGCAGAGGACAAAUUUUCUUCUUGACUCUUUAGUUGUCCUCACUUCAGCAAUUAUUUUAGAGAGAUGGCUGCUUCCCUCGUUCGUACUUCUCGAGCAGCUGCCAGGCUCCUAGCCACAAGGGCUGCUGUCACUCAGCAGAGAGGCUAUGCUGAUGAAAUGUCUUUUACCUUUGCUGCAGCCAAUAAAGUAUUCUACAAUGCAGCAAAUGUAAAACAGGUGGACGUUCCCUCUUUCAGUGGAUCGUUUGGUAUCCUGCCCAAGCAUGUACCUACCCUUGCUGUAUUGAAACCUGGUGUUGUCACUGUUUACGAACAAGAUGGAACUGCCAAACGAGUUUUCGUCUCUAGUGGAACUGUAACCAUCAAUGAUGACUCGUCUGUACAAGUUCUGGCCGAGGAGGCCCACCCAGUGGAGGACUUGGAUGCCUCUGCAGCUCGAGAAGUGCUCAGCAAGGCCCAGAGUGAGCUGGCUUCAGCCUCUACAGAUGUGGCAAAGGCAGAGGCUCAGAUUGCUGUCGAAGUUGGUGAGGCUCUGGUGGCUGCUGCGCAAUAAACUUUUCACCUCAUGCUCUUUGUAGAUAGUUAAGUGUUAAACCAAUAAAUCAGUAAUUUUUUUGUUA